AUGUCUUACCAACAACAGCAAUGUAAGCAGCCUUGCCAGCCGCCUCUUGUGUGCCCACCCCCAAAGUGCCCUGAGCCUUGUCCUCCUCCAAAGUGCCCUGAGCCUUGUCCUCCUCCAAAGUGCCCUGAGCCUUGUCCUCCUCCAAAGUGCCCUGAGCCAUGCCCUCCUCAGCCAUGCCAGCAGAAAUGCCCUCCUGUACAACCUCCUCCACCAUGCCAGCAGAAAUAUCCACCCAAAAGCAAGUAA
Molecule: messenger RNA, 246 nt
Organism: Arvicanthis niloticus (Nile rat)
Lineage: Eukaryota; Metazoa; Chordata; Mammalia; Rodentia; Muridae
Source: RefSeq, a predicted model, not a curated record